Harpia harpyja (harpy eagle) is the source of this 2115-nucleotide messenger RNA. It is a transcript of the gene HOXC10, whose product is annotated as homeobox C10. The transcript has 2 exons. Gene Ontology annotation, cellular component: nucleus. The coding region runs from base 86 to 1147 and encodes 353 amino acids. Gene Ontology annotation, biological process: regulation of transcription by RNA polymerase II. The record is from RefSeq and is a predicted model, not a curated record. Gene Ontology annotation, molecular function: DNA-binding transcription factor activity, RNA polymerase II-specific; RNA polymerase II cis-regulatory region sequence-specific DNA binding. Lineage: Eukaryota; Metazoa; Chordata; Aves; Accipitriformes; Accipitridae.
AUUAUGGUGCUUGAUAUUUUUUCCCCCUAAAAAAAAGAUGUCAGCCCCUGGCUGGAGUAUUCCUCCUUAAAAACCCUCUCUGAAAAUGUCAUGUCCCAACAAUGUGACUUCUAACUCGUUUUUGAUGGACUCGUUGGCCGGUACCUGUAGAGGGGAGAAUUAUUCCUCCAGCCAAGGGAUGUACAUGCAGCCUGGGAGCGAUUUCAGCUGCGGAGUCAUGAGGAACUGUGGAAUUAUCCCGUCUCUUUCCAAAAGGGACGAGGUGAAUAGCGCUACCUUGUCUCUCAGCACCUAUCCAUCUUACCUUUCGCAGCUAGACACUUGGUGUGACCCCAAAAAUACGUACAGGAUCGAGCAACCUGUUGCAAGACAGCUCCCAUCCUGCUCCUUCCCAACCAAUGUCAAGGAAGAGAAUGUUUGCUGUAUGUAUAACGCUGAUAAAAGAGCAAAAAAUGCCACAGAGACAGCCCUCUACCCCAACCAAAUGCCUGAGUCUUGCCUAAAUGACCAUGAAGUCCCCGUUCCUAGCUACUACCGAGCAAGCCAAGGUUACCCCUCCAUGGAGAAGACGUCAAACUGCAGCAAUCCAAAUGAGUUUGAGGCAAGUUUUGAAUCCAGGGCGAGCCUGAACCCAAGGAAUGAGCAUCUGGAACCAGCACCUCCACCUCCUCCACCUCCUCCGCCGCCCCCGGUGGCUAAAGUGAGUUUCCCCGAAAACACAAAAACAGAUAAUACUCAGAACACAUCCACGAACGAAAUUAAAACAGAAAAAAGCGCCCCAGCACCCAAAAUAAGUCCUUCGGAAGCAGAGAAAGACCUGAAUAAAAACACUGACACCAGCACUGACAAUUCUGACAAUGAAGCAAAAGAGGAUAUAAAGGCAGAAAACACUACAGGAAAUUGGCUGACAGCAAAGAGCGGAAGAAAGAAAAGGUGUCCUUACACCAAGCACCAGACGCUGGAGCUGGAGAAGGAAUUCUUGUUCAAUAUGUACUUGACCCGUGAGCGCCGCCUGGAGAUUAGUAAGAGCAUUAACCUGACAGACAGACAAGUCAAAAUCUGGUUUCAAAACCGCAGGAUGAAACUCAAGAAAAUGAACAGAGAGAACCGAAUCCGUGAACUGACUUCUAAUUUUAAUUUCACUUGAGUGUGCUCCAGCACCUGUGCAGGCGAGGGAGAGGGGAGAGCGAGAGGGGGAAGAAGGAAAAAAAAGGAGGAAAAAAAAAAAAAAAGCCUUGUGCAGUUGGGGGUUUAUUUUAUUUUAUUUUAAUUUUUUUUCCCCUCCUGGGUAUAAAUGCAAUGAGUAUGCAAAAAUUAAAGGACCUCAAGUGAUUUGGGUAUUUGCAGUUUGUAGAGAGAAGAUGCAGCGGUAUGAGCAUGAGGAUAUAUAUUGCAUCCGUGUUUCUAUGUAAAAUAAAGAUGGAGCUGGUUGCUAAAAACCACCUUAUAAAAUGUUUAAGUUAUUUACGUGCAGCACAAAACAGAAGGACCUUUCUCUAUGCAUUUUAUGUUUAGGAUAAUAGAUGCGUCCAAAAGUUUGCUUUUCAUAUUCUAGUGUAGUCUGCCUAUUGUAUAAUAAAAAUGACUAAAAGAUGGAUUUCAUAUAAGUGUCUGUAAAUUAAAGUUGCAGUGGGAACAUGCUCACAUCCUGUAGUUAUGCAGUUUCUUCCAAUGAAGUGAUACUAUCUACCAUAUAUUUAAGAAAAAAAAAAAAAAUAAAGCAGUAUUGGUAUCUUAUUAUGAAAAAGUCCAUUUCUCGUGGCUGUGUUAUUUAAAUAUAUUCUGUAUGUGUUAUACUUUGCAUGUAUCUUCCUUUAUGGAGCAAAAUAAAUUUCAUAGAACCGUGUACAAGUGGGUUUUUUAAAGUGUUUUUUUUUUUUUUAGAAACACUUUUUUCCCCUAUGUAGGUUUUUUUUCCUCAGGACUCAUCCUUUUAAGGCUUUCAGGAGAGUAUCCUAGCGGGUUUAAUAUAAGUGAGAGACCAUAACGUUGAUUUAAAUAUUAUCCAGGUGACCACAAUAAGUCAAGGUCAUAAAACAGUAAUGUCAGGACAGUCUUGGUAAGCGCUGGAGGUGGAUUUUAUGAUCUGCAAAUAUAAUGUGCUGCAGCAGUAAA